This is a messenger RNA of Trichomonas vaginalis G3, 3513 nucleotides long. RefSeq names its product histone methyltransferase activity (H3-K4 specific). The transcript has a single exon. The record is from RefSeq and is a predicted model, not a curated record. NCBI's taxonomy places the organism in Eukaryota, Parabasalia, Trichomonadida, Trichomonadidae. Gene Ontology annotation, cellular component: nucleus. Gene Ontology annotation, biological process: regulation of cell cycle. Bases 1 to 3513 code for a protein of 1170 amino acids.
AUGAAAGAAAGGCACCGAAAGCAAAAUUACUUUCGGGAACCGGAAGAAGAAGAGCCUGAAUCUAUCAUUGGUCAUAAUGUUGACGUUCCACAGAAAUAUCUUGUUAAAUUUGUUGAUUUAAGUUUCCAAAAAUGCAAAUGGUUGACAGAAGAAGAGUUAAAUUCAACGCAGAAGGGCGAAUUCCUUCUCAAAUAUUAUAAAGCAACACCAUCAUUGCAUAAAACAGAAGAACCAUUCUACAAUCCAAAUUAUAACGAAGUUGAUAAAAUUAUUGAUAACGACAAACAAAAAUAUUUAGUCAAAUGGAAGAAUUUACCAUAUACACAACUCACUGUAGAGCGAGAAGUUCCAAAAGAUCUUCUAGAACUCUAUACAAAUCGAAAAAAGGCAAAAUUUCCAUCUUUCUCUGAAAAGAAGUCAAUAACAAUAGAAAAUAUCGCAGAAAUACCAUCAGAAAUCACAUUAAAUGACGAAAAACUUCAUAUUCUAUCGUCAGAAUACGUUAAAACAAUUUAUUAUGCAUUAAUACAUGGUGAAAACAUCAGUUUAGCACAGAAUUUAUCUUUUGAUGCUAUAAAAUCUACUGUUUGGUUCAUAGAUUUCUUAAAUUCUGAACAUAAACUUGUAGGACCUUAUUUAAUCGUCACAGAUGCUGCAAACAUCGAAAAAUGGUAUUCCUUCUUAAACAGCUUACCGAAUAUAUCCACAGUUUGCUUCGAAGGCUCUCCAAUGGAAAGAGAAAGAAUAGAACAAGUUGAAUUUUCAAACAAAAAGAAAUUAUCAUGUCAUGUUAUACUAACUACUCAGAGAAUUAUUCCUCUCGAGUUCGAAUUCUUCAAUUCUAUUACUUGGCGUGCAAUAUUUUAUCAUAAACCAUUAUCUCAAUUUACAACAAAGUAUUCCAGCCAAUUACAAGCCACCAUGACCGUUACUCUCAAACAUUCUACUCCAAUCAAUGGAAAUAUUGCAAAAAGUGUCUUAAAAUGCUUCCAAGAGCUAGAAAGCAGGAAUAUCCUCGAUACAGACAAAGAAUACAUUGUCAAACAUCUUUCUGACAUGACAGAUGAUGCUUCUGAACAAGAAGACAGCAAUUCAUUAAAAUGUUAUGCAGUAUUUCCAACUUUGACAGCAGUUCAGAAGCAAGCAGCCCGUAUUAUCUUAUGGAGAUUCAGAGAAUCCAUCAAACAAGGCAAAUUCAGUCCGAUUUCCUACGCAUUUGAGAGAAAUCUUGUUCAUCCCUUCCUUGUCAACACAAUGGAGUAUGAUUUAGGCUUUCCAGAGUUCCUAUCCAGCAGUUCCGCACUCGGAAUCAUCAGAAAGAUCGUAGAAGAUUCAUUAAAUAAUGGAAAGAGGACAUUAGUAUCAACAAACAUGAUUUCGGAGUAUUAUCUGUUGAUAGACUUCUUUGGCGAGCUCGGAAUCAAGUUUAAAUACGACGACGCCUCGAAACAAGAUGUAUCAACAUUUUUACAUGCCAAUUCCAUCAUGUCCGUUGUUCCAUCUAUCGACAACUUCGAUACGAUCAUCAUUAUCGAGAGUAAUCCAGGUUUCUUCAAGAUGUGGACUGAUCAUAUCUUAAAUUCCAAAAAUACAGAAGGCAAAAAGGUCUAUUUGAUCUCAAACUACCACACGAUGUUCAAGAAACCAUCCAAGAUGAAAUUCUCCGAUUACAUUUGCAGAAGAGUUGCUUUAGAAGCAUUUUCCCAAAAUUUACAAUCCGAAAUCGACGAAAUUCUUUCAAAUUCAGUUGAAUUCAAACUUGGCGACCAAAUAAAGAAACUCCGAAACUCCGCCGCAGAGCACGACAUCAAAAAAGAUGAUUUUUGGUCGUCAAUUGAAUUUUCUGACAAAGAUAUCGUCCGAAUUCCAGUUAAAGAGUUUGACAACGGCUAUCAAUUCUCUGUACACGAAAGGAAUGCCAUUGUCAAGACAGUAUCAUGUUUUUCAUGGGGAUGCUGGCAUUUGGGAAGAGAAGUUUGCGGCCUCAAUUUUUCUGAUGAAAUAAUUGAGAAACUCUGUUCGAGUUUAAUUUUAAGGUUGAAAAGUGAGAAAGCACCAUUUUCUUUACCAUUAUUUAUAGAUAACGCGUGCAAACCAAAUGAAUUGGAUAUAGAAAGUGGUGCUUUUGUUUCACAACAGUUCUUUUCAACAAUUUCUAGAUUAUCAAGUACAAUUGCUGCAAGUUUAGAAUCAGCAAAUUACAUACAUAGCUACAUUUUGGGGAAAAACAUUGAUGAUGUCUUCAUUCCUCAAAUAGCAUUGCAGUUGCCAUGCGAAGGAUGGACACAGGAUUACGACAGAAUGCUGCUUUAUGGUGUUGAUAAAUACGGAAUCAACAUGUUCGAUGUUUUUCCUGUUGACGAAAACAAAAAAUUGAGAAAAAUUUUUAAGGCGGGAAGAGAAAUUUCGCAAUACGAUGGUUUGUUGAUUAAAAGAGUCUUCUGUCUGGCAGCAACAAUAAAGAAAUUAAUAAUAGACUCUAAACCGGAUAUAGAAAUCGGAAAAAUUAAAGGUUUCGAAGAUUGGUCGGAAGAUGAAAAACGUGCCAUUGUCACUUCACUUUUGAGGUAUGGCAUUCCUGUUGACGAGAAUGGCAGCAAGAACUAUGCAGAGUUAGCAGCGAAAGUUGAUAUAUCAAGGAGUGAAGAAGAAAUUGAGAAAUUCGUUCAAAAAUGUUUGAGUUCCACUGAAAACCAAAAACUUGCAAUUGCUACGAGUUCUUCUGUCAUUGCGAUGUCGAAUUUGAGAGAAAUUCUUCAUACACAAAUAUGUGAACAGUUGUUUAAUAAAAUUCCAAGAUGGGAUGAAUUGCCAGAAGAUUGGAAUUCAUCACACGAAUUGGAAUUCUUUAAAGAACUAGAGAAAGAAGGUUUCGGAGAACAAGAAAAGAUAUUUAGAGAGAAAUUCCCUGAUAUUUUCAAAGGAAAAAUUUCUCCAACAAUUCUUCAGAAAUCUUUUGUUGUGAGAAGAAUCAAUAAAAUACAUUGGUUCUACUCUAAAAUAGAAGAUGCUUUGAAGUCAAAGAAGAAACCUGAAACAUCGUAUCCAAUACAAGUAACUGAAUCAGCUCAAAUUCUUAACAUAGGAACAGUUAUCUAUGAUAGACCUGCUUUCCACAGCGAUAGAUACAUUUAUCCUGCUGGUUACAAGUCUUGCAAACUGGCUCCGUCUUUGCAGGACCCUGAUCACAGAGUAAGAUGGAUUUCUGAGAUUGUUGACACUGGUGCAGACGCGCCAACGUUUAGAGUAUACCAGGAAGAUAAUCCAAAUGAAGUGUUUAAUGGUGCAACACCUACUGCACCGUGGAGCCAGGCAAUGAAGGCAAUUGCAAGCACAAAAUGUGAGAAAGGAAGAAUUCCAAGCAUUUCUGGUCCAGAAGCAUUCCUUCUUUCAGCUCCAAAGGUUAUAACAUUGAUUCAGAACUUGCCAAACGCUGAAAAAUGCACUAGAUAUAUCUUCAAACAAGUAUAUGAAGAAAGUGAAUCUUCAAAGAAGAAUUCUAAACAUGGAUAA